CGGGGCUCGGGGCCACUCAGGGCAGUGUAGGCAACCGAAUUCAGUAUUUCAUGUAAAUCACACGUAAUCGUCAUUCAUUAGUGUGUCGCGUCAAGCGUAGCGGGUCUGAGUCUGAGCAGAGAUAACUAGCGUACGUUAAUCAACGAUUAAACCGGAGCCGUUUCACGGAAGCUGUAGAAUUGCGUAUCGUUCAUCCCGCGCGCGAUAAUCGAUAUCGAGGGCGUAUCAGUAAUACGCGAUCGUAAGGUCUUAUUCAAGGUACAGUAUUCAAGUUACCGUCUACGCACGUCUACGGCGCGUGGCUUCUGGCUUGUUCUUGUAAACAUGGUGUUUGGACUCGUCGGGAUAAUUGUUUUUUUCCACGGGCCCAAUUAAGCUCCGCGCGAGCGAUCUUGCGGGUAAGAAUCGCGCAGCCGCUUUCUGAGAAGACCGGCGUGUAUCAUGUGAUUCUUACUGGAAUACAAGUAUGGACACAUUUCCGUUUCACGGAAACCGUAUGAUUUAGUAAUAAAAGUUUGGGGUAUCUUGGUACUUUACCAUGGAGCAAUCAGACUCGUCUGUCCUGACAGUUCACGAGAUUCAAACGGAUGACUCGCAAGUAGCUCAGACCACCGAACGAGAUAUAAAAGUCACUGCAGAAAGUGCUCAAGAUUUACCAAAGGUGUGCAAGCUACCGUCAGAGUCUACAUUGACAGUAGACAAUACCGAUUUUGGUACAGUAGUUAAGUCAGAAGAUUACAUAGAAACAAGCCACAGUGAGGUAUCUAAAGAAGUAGCUAAAGAAAUUGAUGACACCAAUAAUCAAGUGGAAUCUGAAUCAACGGAGCCAAACACAGAGAUAUAUAAAUCAGAACAAGAAGAGAUCCAAAUCUAUGAUUUAAAAGAUAAGGUAAAUUCGAAUCAUGAAUUACAACACUUGUCCACCGAGGAAGACCAAAGCCUAAAUGUGAUAACUGAAUCUAAAAUAAUAAAAGAAGAUGAAGGAGCAACAGAGGCAACAGAGAAAACAGAGGCAAAGGAGACAACAGAGACAAAGGAGGCAAUGGAUAAUCUAGAAAAUGACUGUAAUGUAAUAGAGGACGUGAAUCAAUCCGAUUCUAGAGAUAAGCAGGAUGUAGCACCAGAUGAGUCUAGACUUAGUAAACAUGGGGGCCAGAGUCAUGACGUAUGUGAGUCAGUUGAAGAAGCAAUCAAGGAAAUGCAUGAUAACGAUAGUAAUCAGAAUAACUCUGCAACUAAUGCUGAACUAGCUAAGUUAGUGCAAGAAGAAACAGAGGUAGUUGUGGUAGUAGAGACUAUACCAGUUGCGACUGAUGCAACAGCGGAUAAUUUUAUCGUUACUUUAGAAGGGAAAGAUGCUAAUAAGGAAUGCAACCAAGAAAAUGUUACUUUGCAAGAAAAACAAAUUGUGGAAUCUGACCAUGGGAACAAUGAGAUUGAUCUAAUUCAUUACAGCCAAGAAAGUGAUGAUACCAUAAUAGAAGUAACAGAAGUCAUAGAUGCUCCUCUUGACGAACAAUUUAAACAAAGUAACGUGGACUAUAGAGACAGUAAUAAAUGUGAUAAGAAAUCUAUAAAACUAAUCGACGGGAAAAUUGCAAUAGACGAAAGUAUAAAUGAUGAAAAUAUUAAAGUAAAAACAGCUGGUAGUAAAACUUUGAUUAAUUCUGGAAAAAAAGAUAAAGAAGAUAUCGCUAUUAUUAUAGAUGAGAAAAUCAUAAUUACAGAGGUUGAGUCAGCAGUUGAGUCAACAGAUCUGCCACAAAUUGAAAAUACCCAUAAAAAUACUGUUAAGAAGAUAACUGAGCAUAAACAAGAUGAUACCUCUGUUGACAAAGUGUCAGCAAUGGAUUCAUCGACGAAGAAAAGGAGCUUUAUCCAAGAUAUAUUUGACGAUUGGGGUGUUGAGAAUACUGACGAAGAUACGCAAUCAAGUUCAAAGGUGCAAGACUCUGUCGAGAUCGAAUUAAAAAGCCUAAUGGAUGAGGCAAAGACGGAGCAAACUGUUUCGAGUGAAUCAGUUGUAACUUUUCAAGAAAAAGUCUCUUCUGCAGAUGAAGAAUAUGACGAGACACACAAUAUUGUAAGUACAAUCGAGAAGAGUACAACGAAGCAGUCGACUGAAGAAACAGAAAAUCAAAAGAAAAACAAAGCUAUUAAUAAGGAUGCAAUGUCAUUGAAUAAAGAUGAAACGAAUUCUCCUGUGCCACCUGUGAACAAAUCUUCACGAAGUAUGGAUACGCAUCCGGUUAACGCGUCGCCGCACGAUACUACAGUUCCUAAAAGCCGCGCUCGGCAUUUAACGAGUCAGAUAGCGUCACCAGCAGAAGUGACGGAGGUGUUGAAGGAACGUUUUCGCGAAAAGCAGAAGAGCGUAGAGGCAUCCCGCGGACCAGACAUAUUCUUUGUGAAAAAAUUAACGCAAAGGCUGUCUAGUAAAUUGGGAGGUAGCACAGUAAAUCCAAUACCAAAACUUAUACCAUUGCCACAGCAAAUUGCUUCUUCAAAUCCACCUCCCUCUUCUGUUGCUGCAUCAUCGGCAUCGGAAAACUGUGAUAAAAAGGAAGCGGAAAACACAACAACGGAAGCUAGCAAGGAUAGUAAUUCUGACAACAAAGAACUAUUGGCCAUCUUAGAGGGUGACAUUGAUCCUGACUGGUCUAUUUUGAAGCCACCAGUUCUCACAGAAGAAAGCAAAACAGCGUCAAAUACCGUGGAACACUCCGAACAAAGCAAUCCACCAAAACUCGAUCCGUUAGUUGAACGAGAAUUGGCGCUGAAACAACUCCUUGAAUUGCCCAUAUCACCGUCCAAGAAGAUUCCACCGCGGAAAAAGAAAACGUUCCGAGCAGCGUCUGGUAAAGCAUCUAAGGACGCGACGACUGUCGCGAAAGGUUCGCUUGCUGCACAGCGAAAGGAGGCUAAUAUAGAUUUAGCGAGUGAAAAUACGCAACCAAAUGCAAAAUCCGUUGGUAUUGAUCUGAAUCCUUUACCUCACGAAAAGAAUCAAGAGCAGAUAAGCAUACGAAUGGAAGAGUCGAGAUCAGGCAGAAAACGUAAACCUACCGAAAAAGCAAGGGAGCAUGAAGAAAAUACGAUAAAACGGCAGAAAGUAUAUAGAGGUAAAGUUUCGAUAAAUAAGAAACAAAUGGAAGAAAAGUCCGUCUCUAGUGAUAGCUCGACGAUUGAAAAUCAUGUUGCGACAAGUGAUACGACGAACGUUGCUGUAAAUAAUGAAAAAAUUGUCACGAAAGAAGUAACAGGUAAACAGUCCGAGAAUAAAAUAGAUUCGGUUUCUAAUAAAAUUGAAGAUUCUUCUUCAAAACGGCCGAAACUUGGUCUUGCUAAAAAAGGACCGAUAGCUAAGAAGAAAAUGGUAGUCAAGAAGUUGCUGCGCCAAAAAGUGCCAACUGAUAAGAAAUCUGUUCAGCUGAAAACUAAAUUGACUCCGUCGCCGAAGAAGACACCUCCGAAAGCUGUCUCAAAAUCGCUAAAGCGGACGCCCGAAGGUCCAUCCGGUGACGUGAAACCUAAGAAGAAGAACAUAAAUGAGAUAGAUAGAUUGUUGCAGGACGAAGGUGUUGUCAAUUUACUGUACGAUGUAGAGCAGCCGGAUAGAAAACGCCUGGUUCCUAUCACAAAGUCACGAGCGAAAGUAAUGGAUCUGCAGAAAGUGCAACGUGAACUUAAAAUCAGAAAAAAAUUGGUUCGCAAUGCUGUGUUGCGAUUACGUACGUCAACAACCGCAGAUGUCACGAAAGUGUCACCGAGGUCGAAGAGAACGACGAUUCAUGCAGCUGAUGUUCAAGAUAAAAAGGUAGAGCAGGUUUCUUCACCAAAAGCUUCUGCAUCACCCACGGAAUUUAUUCUUCCCGCAAAGAUACGUAAUGCGGCUGAUGCGUCCAUUAUCGUGAGGAGACACUCGUCUAGUUCAUUUUCGAGUGCAUCUGGAAGUCCCAGAGUUAGCGUUGAUGCACCUGAAAAAUUUACAGAAGCUGUCAAGUCGGAAGACGGAACAGUUCAUUCGUUGAGAUCUGCUAAAAAGAGACGAGAUUCACAAGAUGAGAAAAUUAAUAAUAUGAAGAAAAAGAAGAAAACUAUACAAAAGUCCGAUACCGAUGUUACUGUUACUAAUACCAGUACCAUCUCUACUAUAACUACUUCAGUUGCCAGCAAUACUAUUGCUAAUAAUACGGAAGAAAAAGUUAAUGUCGUGCGUCCUGGUAAGAAAUCGGAAAUCAAGAAAAUGGACAAGAUUGGAAAGCAACAGGAAAACAUUCCCGCAGUUGAAGACAAUGUUUCGAGUAAAGUUACAACCCGAUCGUCGAAUGGUGCAGUACCAGGGAAGGUAACAGCGAAGAGCAAAAAACUUAUGAGAAGCAAAGUGACUUUUGCUAGGGCAAAUGAGCUCGAUAAUGCUGAGGAUUCUUUGAAAAAUGAGGAUGAAUUAUCUGCUUGUCUUGCUGAAGCAGCUACUGCUCUUUCAGUCGUCAAUGCCAGAAAUGGUGCGACUACGCGAAAGAGCAAAGGUAAAGUAAAUACAAAUACCAUGAAAACAUUGGAUAUAGAUAGUAACAAAAUGAAAACGGAAAUGCAAAGUCAAUUCAGUAAUAAGGAAAUAAAUGUGCGACGCCAUGGUAAUCUCGUACAAUUAAUACUUACGCCAUCCUCUUCAACAAAAAUAAGAAAUGCUCUUUCAUUGCAAGUAAUGCAAGAAUUCAAAGAGGCUCUGUCGAUAUUAAAAAGAGAUGACGAAUGUAGAGUAGUACUCUUAACAUCUACGGGUACAAGCUUUUGUGAAGGUCUUGAUCUUUCAACAUUAUUGCAUUCAAAUAAGGAUGAACGACGAUCCGUCGCUCAAGAGUUGGCACAUGCUGUCAAGGAUUUUAUAAAAAGCUUAGCUACUUUCAAUAAACCUAUAGUGGCUGGCGUACAAGGUGCAGCAAUUGGACUUGGAGUGACAAUGUUGCCUCUUUUUGACCUUGUAAUCGCUAGCGAUAAGGCAACGUUCUGUACGCCUUACGGGAAAUUAGGACAAAUUGCCGAAGGUGCUGCAGUCUUUACUUUAUCACACAUACUAGGCAGUGCAAUUACGAGUGAACUUCUUUUGGGUGGAAGAACUCUAACAGCAAGUGAAGCAUUAAGAGCCGGUCUCGUUACCCGAGUUUUAUGGCCUGAUCGGUUUCAAGUCGAAUUAUUACCAUCGUUAAGGGCUAUGAGUGAUCAAUCAUCACAGUCCAUGGAAGCAACAAAGGCUCUGCUACGUCACAGUCUGCGGAAAAAAUUAGAUGCUGCACUUGAAUCAGAAACAUACUUAUUAAUUCAACAUUGGUGUUCCAUAGAAUGCCAGACUGCUAUAAAGGCUUACAUUGAUGGAAAAAUUGAAUAAACGACAGUCUUAUACAUGUGUACUACUGUUUAAUGUGGUUUUGCAAUCCGUGUUAAAAGUCAGAAGUGACAAGUUCGUGAAUAUUGAUGGAGAUAAUAACACAAAAAUCGACAUAUAAAAUCGAUGUCAUAUAAACAAUUUUUGAUGCGACAUUCUACGUCAAUGCACUGUAUAAGAUAUAAUUUAGAUAUAAGAUAUAAAUAUUGAGAAUCACUCAAAAAG
Messenger RNA from Trachymyrmex cornetzi, 5611 nucleotides. RefSeq lists its product as uncharacterized. Lineage: Eukaryota; Metazoa; Arthropoda; Insecta; Hymenoptera; Formicidae. Bases 539 to 5389 code for a protein of 1616 amino acids. The transcript has 8 exons. The record is from RefSeq and is a predicted model, not a curated record.